ACACUUCCGGUAAAAUAGCUGCCCCUGCCCCUGCCCCUGCCCCUCACUAAAUCAUCACUAGAUCAGAUCGACGGUCCACGUCGGCGGACCUAACUCACUAUUCAAAUUCACUUUUAUUUUUUAAUCUCGUUUACCUUCUCUCCACUCUUGCCUAAUUCAGCGCCCAACUCCGCUAUAGAGAGAGUCUGACGCAGCCAAACGACGCCGGUUUGUCGUCUCUCCGCUACUCCUUCAAGGUUCUUCAAAAUCUGUGCCGUUUUCGUUUUGUCCGAGAGAAGUUGACGGAUCCGACGACCUUUUUUAGCUCACUGCAGCAUCUUCUCCCAGAUCUGACGUUGUCUUGAUAACUAGAUCAUUUUCUAUCGAUUUCAAGCAACUCAGUGAAAAAGAAAAAGGUGUGAGACUUCAAUCAACGGUAGAGAUGGCGCCGAGCACGAUUCGGAAAGCGAUCGGGGCCGUUAAAGAUCAAACUAGCAUUGGAAUAGCUAAGGUAGCGAGCAACAUGGCUCCAGACCUCGAAGUUGCUAUAGUGAAAGCCACGAGCCACGACGACGAUCCGGCCGACGAGAAAUACAUUCGCGAGAUCCUCAACUUAACCUCAUACUCGCGUGGCUAUGUUCACGCUUGUGUAUCGGCCGUCUCAAAGCGUCUGGGCAAGACACGUGACUGGAUUGUGGCACUAAAGGCUCUCACGCUUGUACACCGGCUAUUAAACGACGGGGAUCCGAUAUUUCAAGAGGAAAUCUUGUACGCAACUAGAAGAGGAGCAAGGCUCUUGAACAUGUCGGAUUUUAGAGAUGAAGCUCAUUCGAGCUCGUGGGACCACUCAGCUUUUGUCAGAACUUAUGCCAUGUAUUUGGAUCAAAGACUUGAACUUGUUCUGUUUGAUAGAAAGGGCGGUUCCAAUUCUGUUUCGGGUUCAGGUAGUCAUCAUUAUGGAUUUGGAUCUAGAUAUGGGGAUGAUUUUCGGUCUCCCCCUCCGAGACCUAACGAGUAUGAUUAUGGAGACUUUAGAGGUGAUAGUGGUUAUGGCAAUUAUGGAAUGACGAGGAGAUCAAGAUCAUAUGGAGAUAUGAGUGAGGCCACUGGACGGGAAGAGAAAUCAGCAGUGGUGACUCCAUUGAGAGAAAUGAAGCCAGAGAGGAUAUUUGGAAAAAUGGGGCAUUUGCAGAGACUGUUGGAUCGGUUCCUGUCAUGCAGGCCCACAGGUCUAGCUAAGAAUAAUAGGAUGGUUUUGAUUGCUUUGUAUCCGAUGGUGAAAGAGAGUUUUCAGAUUUAUGCAGACAUAUGUGAAGUUUUGGCUGUGUUGCUUGAUAAGUUUUUUGAUAUGGAGUAUACAGACUGUGUUAAGGCCUUUGAUGCAUAUGCACGUGCAGCAAAGCAGAUUGAUGAGCUGGUUGCUUUUUAUAAUUGGUGCAAGGAUACUGGUGUGGCGAGAUCCUCUGAGUAUCCUGAUGUUCAGAGGAUUACCAGCAAGUUAUUAGAGACUUUGGAAGAGUUUGUGAGGGAUAGAGCCAAGAGGCCCAAGAGUCCAGAGAGGAAAGAAUUGGAGGCUCCUCCACAGGAGGAACCAGUACCAGACAUGAAUGAGAUAAAGGCAUUGCCUCCUCCAGAGAAUUACACUCCUCCACCACCACCUGAACCCGAGCCUAAACCUGAACCUGAACCUCAGAAACCACAAGUGACGGAAGAUUUGGUGAAUUUGAGGGAUGAUACAGUUACAGCAGAUGAUCAGGGGAAUAAGUUGGCCUUGGCUUUUUUUAAUGGGCCUGCGGCUAAUGGUAAUGGAUCAUGGGAAGCAUUUCCAUCAAAUGGGGAGCAGGUUACCUCAGCUUGGCAAACCCCAGCCGCUGAACCUGGUAAGGCAGAUUGGGAAUUGGCAUUGGUUGAGUCUGCCAGCAAUUUGUCAAGACAGAAAGCAGCAUUGGGUGGUGGGUUUGACCCAUUGUUGUUGAAUGGCAUGUAUGAUCAGGGAAUGGUGAGGCAACACGUGAGCACAACUCAAUUGAGUGGUGGAAGUGCAAGUAGUGUUGCAUUGCCAGGGCCAGGGAAAACUGCAACACCAGUAUUGGCUCUCCCGGCUCCUGAUGGAACAGUUCAGACAGUUAAUGAGGACCCAUUUGCCGCAUCAUUGAGCAUUCCACCUCCUUCUUAUGUGCAAAUGUCUGAUAUGGAGAAGAAACAGCAGUUGGUAGUUCAAGAGCAGUUGGUAUGGCAGCAGUAUGCAAGGGAUGGAAUGCGAGGUGAAGCUAGUUUAGCCAAGCUCACUGGUACUGGAUCCUACAAUGCAGGUCCUAUGCCUGUGAUCCCUUAUGGAAUGCCACCAGUAAACGGGAUGGGACCACCAGCAGGGUAUUACUAUACUCCUUACUGAUUUUUACCACAUAUAUUAGAGACUAUAUUCCCCUUGUCUGUCAUUAUGUUUUUACUUCUGUGAUUUCUUUUCUUAUGUGAUAUGAUAUGACUCUUUCAUUUUGUGCACAAAACUGGGGUAAGGGGGAGAGAUGGGAUCAGUUUGUAAUCCAUUGUGAUAUCUUUCUGUGCUUUUGUAAUAUUAGAAUUUGUUGGCAACUUGUUAA
Messenger RNA from Mangifera indica (mango), 2579 nucleotides. Its product is annotated as putative clathrin assembly protein At2g25430. Gene Ontology annotation, biological process: clathrin coat assembly; vesicle budding from membrane; clathrin-dependent endocytosis. The transcript has 2 exons. The record is from RefSeq and is a predicted model, not a curated record. The coding region runs from base 422 to 2374 and encodes 650 amino acids. NCBI's taxonomy places the organism in Eukaryota, Viridiplantae, Streptophyta, Magnoliopsida, Sapindales, Anacardiaceae. Gene Ontology annotation, cellular component: clathrin-coated pit; clathrin-coated vesicle. Gene Ontology annotation, molecular function: SNARE binding; phosphatidylinositol-4,5-bisphosphate binding; 1-phosphatidylinositol binding.